Messenger RNA from Hemiscyllium ocellatum (epaulette shark), 6608 nucleotides. RefSeq names its product AMP deaminase 2-like. Bases 109 to 2508 code for a protein of 799 amino acids. Gene Ontology annotation, cellular component: cytosol. The transcript is spliced from 18 exons. The record is from RefSeq and is a predicted model, not a curated record. Lineage: Eukaryota; Metazoa; Chordata; Chondrichthyes; Orectolobiformes; Hemiscylliidae. Gene Ontology annotation, molecular function: AMP deaminase activity. Gene Ontology annotation, biological process: AMP metabolic process; IMP salvage.
CUCGUUGUGCUUUUAGAAGUGUAACAUAAUCGAAAGUAAACUCAUUGAGUUGCCUUUUCAAAACAAAAACAAACUUUUAGUCUGACCGAAUUGGGUGAAAUUUACAUCAUGGCCACAGAUGUGCAUAACAAGAGUGGGGCUCUAAAGCAAAUUCAUUGCUCUCAGUCACUGCCUGGAACCCCACUCUCACUCAAAUCUUUUCCUAUUCAUCUACCUACAUCCAUGGAUGGGAAGUAUAAGGAGAUUGCAGAGGAGCUGUUCACCCGAUCACUGACCGAGAGUGAUAUGAGGACUGCUCCUUACGAAUUUCCAGAGGAGAGUCCAAUCGAACAGUUGGAGGAGAGACGGCAACGUUUGGAACGCCAGAUCAGUCAGGAUGUGAGACUAGAACCAGAAAUUUUGCUCAGAGCCAAACAGGACUUCAUGAAAAUUGACAGCGCUACAGAUCUACAACACUACAAGGACCAAAUUGAUGCCACAACAGAGAAGUAUCCUGAAGAAAAGGAGAAUGAGAUUGAGCAGGAAUUCCAGAGAGUUCGCAUAUUUGGAGAAGAAAAAUGUGGGGUUCCUUUCACAGACCUUCUGGAUGCUGCCAAAUGUGUUGUCAAAAGCCUGUUUGUUCGAGAGAAGUACAUGGCUCUCUCUCUGCAGAGCUUUGGUAAGACUACUAAGAGGUUUCUGGAGCAACUGGGAGACAGGCAGUGUCAAGCAAACAUGUAUGAUGAAAACCUGGAAGCGCCCAUUUCACCAGAUACAACAAUCCAUUCACCAUUUGCUGAGGAGCAUCCGUAUGAAAACUGUGAUCCAAGUAUAAUGCCAGAGGAUACUGGAUUUGGCUGCAAAAUGAUAGAUGGAGUUACCCAUGUGUACUCUGAAUCAAAUAUCUUGGACAAGACGACAGAACUGAACCUGCCUCGCCCAGAUCUUCAGGAGUUCACUGCAGACAUGAAUGUUUUAAUGGCCCUAAUAAUUAAUGGACCAGUGAAAUCUUUCUGCUAUCGAAGGCUGCAGUACCUGAGUUCAAAGUUCCAGAUGCAUGUUUUACUAAAUGAAAUGAAAGAACUGGCUGCUCAGAAGAAAGUCCCACAUCGAGACUUCUACAAUAUUCGCAAAGUUGAUACCCAUAUUCAUGCAUCAUCCUGCAUGAACCAGAAACACCUGCUCCGUUUUAUCAAACGUUCAAUGAAGAAGAACCCAGAUGAAAUUAUUCACGUGGAAAAUGGAAAAGGACAGACGUUGAAGGAUGUCUUUGAGAGCAUGAACCUCACAGCGUACGAUCUCAGCGUGGACACACUAGAUAUGCACGCGGAUCGAAACACUUUCCAUCGGUUUGAUAAGUUCAAUGCCAAAUAUAACCCAAUUGGGGAAUCGAUUCUUCGUGAGAUUUUCAUCAAGACUGAUAAUUAUAUUGAAGGCAAAUAUUUUGGUCACAUUAUAAAGGAAGUGAUGGAAGAUCUUGAAGAAAGUAAGUAUCAGAAUGCAGAGUUGCGCUUGUCCAUAUAUGGUCGCUCCCGGGAUGAAUGGGAUCGACUGGCAAAGUGGGCAGUGAAACACAAAGUCUACUCCAACAACGUGUGCUGGCUGGUACAGGUUCCCCGGCUUUUUGAUGUCUUCCGUACAAAGAAACAGCUGAACAACUUCCAAGACAUGUUGGAGAACAUUUUUAUUCCCAUCUUUGAAGCAACAAUUAAUCCUCGCAAUCACCCAGAGCUUCACUUGUUUCUUCAGCAUGUUGUGGGUUUUGAUAGUGUCGAUGAUGAAUCCAAACCAGAACAUCACAUCUUUAAUGCAGACAGCCCAUUACCUGUGAACUGGACAGAAGAUGAUAACCCACCAUAUGCCUAUUACCUUUACUAUAUGUAUGCUAACAUGACUGUUCUGAAUCAUCUUCGCAAGAAGAGGGGAUUCAAUACAUUUGUCUUACGACCACAUUGUGGAGAGGCUGGUCCUAUCCACCACCUCAUAUCUGGAUUCAUGCUUUCUCAGAAUAUUUCCCAUGGUCUUCUGCUUCGAAAGGCUCCAGUGCUGCAGUAUCUGUACUACCUGGAUCAGAUUGGAAUUGCAAUGUCCCCUCUCAGCAAUAAUAGUCUCUUCCUGAGUUAUCAUAGAAACCCACUGCCAGAGUACCUUUCCCGAGGCCUAAUGGUAUCUCUCUCAACUGAUGAUCCUCUGCAGUUUCACUUUACCAAGGAACCACUAAUGGAAGAAUACAGCAUUGCUGCCCAAGUGUGGAAAUUGAGUUCCUGUGAUAUGUGUGAGCUCGCACGGAACAGUGUGUUGAUGAGUGGUUUCUCUCACAAGGUAAAGGGCUACUGGCUAGGACCACACUAUCAAAAGGAGAGCAUAGAGGGUAACGAUAUUCGUCGCACUAACGUCCCAGAUAUUCGGGUUGCCUACCGUCAUGAAACGCUGUGUGAAGAGCUGAACUUGAUUACACAGGCAUUGAUUACUGCAGAACAAUUGGAGGAUGAUUCCAUAAAUAUGACACCAGUAUCUGAAUCACGAUAGGCCGCUUUUACGUUUUGGGUAUGAAAGCCUGCUUAUGGCAGGCCAGAGUUGUUAACAACCAUUGUAAACUGGACACCUGUAGAAUGCUGGUGCAUCUAGCACUGUUUACCCACUGUGUCAUUGCUACAAAUUAUUAUUAUUAUUACUACUAGGAGCAUUGAGAAGAGUUGGAAAACUUUACCUUCUAGCAUACACAAAUUCUACCUUUCAUUGUGCUUGUUUUACAUCAAUGUGCGAGUUAUUUAAAUCUAGCUGCCUGUUCUUUUAGAUUACUUUUUAGUUGGCCUGACCUUUUGGAUGACUUGGAUGUCAGAGUUGUCCAUGGUGAGGGAGUAACGAGUUGUAACAUGUUGCUUCUGAUGUGAGUAUGACUGUGAACAUUUGUUUGGUUUAUUCUCAAAGGUUCUACCUCCCUGCAUUCCAAGAGGUGCUAUGGUGGCCACCCAUUUUCCUUUGUGGACACCCAUCUUUGUGACCAUUAAAAUUGAGGCUCUAUCUCAAUUUUGAUUUUUUUUUAAAAAAUUACACAAUAACUAUUUAGUAUGUUAGGUAUUCCCAUAAGCACAGUGUGACUAGGAUGUUUAAAAAUGAAGUAGAUUUGAUUAACUGAUGGAUGUUCAGUAAACAUCCAAAUUAUACCUGUUUGUUGUUUAAUUUGGGGUCUGAAUGGGCAUUCUGAACAAUCUGUUUUACUUUUUCCAACUGUCAUCAACCUGAUGGUAAUUUCAGGAUUGUUAGUGUCCCCAGGUCUAAGUAAGAAUGUUAUGAGUUUAAUCCUGGCUCCAGGGAUGAGAAGCUCGGUAUUUACAAGGACCCUUCAAUGCAGUAUUGCUGUAUUGUCAGAUAUAUUAUUUCUUAGGUGAGUUGUUAAACGGAUUUUAUUUUUUUGUUUUAUUAACAGACAGACGUAAAAGAAGUGCAACGUUGUUUCCCCAUCCCCACCCAUGCUGAUCAAUAAUUAACUCUCACCCUGCGUCACUAGAAGCAGAUUAACUGGUGAAUUUGGCCACGGUCAAUUUACUGUUUCAUUUGCCCACAAAAUAACAAUGAUUAUUUUGUUAAGAAGUAAUCCAAAAGCUGUAAAGGUUUUUGGGACAUUCUGAAUUUAUGAACCAUUCUUAAGUUGUACUUUGAAUUUCAUCUUUCUAGAUUAGUUGCCCUAAAUAUAUUGCAUGUGAUGAAUUGUGACUUACAAUAUUUGUGUUAAAUAAUGCACCUUUAUUUUUAAAAAAAAAGUUGAGCUCAAUUUUUUUGCUUAUCAAUUCAUUUGUAAAUUGAAGUUGAGCUAUCUGUGGGCUUUUCUAAAUCUGCUGACACUUUGCUUAGUAUUGAUGAUAAAGCUUUGAUUAUAUUGCUAUUUAUGCAUUUGCUCAGCAUUUGAGCCUAGUAUUCUGCUGUCUGUUAACCUUGCAGAAGGCAAAUGCUAACAGCUUCAUUCUAGAAGGUGUAGGCAAAUUUAAAAUGGGAUGCUGCUUAUACAGUUGAUGAUUAUUGACUGAAGUAUGGGAAACAGGACUAAGAAUCACUGCCUAAUUCUGCAUGAUAACAUAUUGCUGUCACACCACUAAUUUUCUGUUAAAUGCUGGUGUACAUGUUUAAUAAACCCACAUCUGCUUAACUGUUCCUUAGAAUGCAUAUCAUGAUAAUGUUGCAUUUAGCAGUGAAAAGCUCCAUCCUAUUGCCAAAAGAGCACUUCUGGCCUUGUUAAGUAGUAAUUUUGUUUCAACUGCUCGUGGAAAUGAAAUUCGAACAGCAUGGACACCAUGUUUGCUGUUCAGAGAACUAGUGUUAGAGAAUUAAUUGUUUGACUGGAGCUGGAGAUUAUUCAGAAGGAAUACCCAACUUUAAUAAGUGUGGAGAAAAGUCGUGAACUAAUCUUCAUCUAGUUGCCAUUUGUUUCUAAAUCCAACUGUUCAAUGAAACUUUUUAACAUUUGCUUUGGCUCCCUACAGACUUAUUGUAAAGGCAUACAUAUUAUAUAGUGUUUACUUUGAAAUGUGCAGUCCCAUCCUUUUGCAAGGCUGUAUUUUGUUUGUGAGUGGAAUCCAGUCAUAUGACUAAGAGGGGGAAACCCAGCACGAAAUAAUAGUUAGGCCCAAAGAGACAAUUGUUAGCACUGAAAGCAAAAUACCUACCUGAACUCUUGGGUGGAUGGAUUCGAUUAUUGAUGCUUUUGUUUUGUUAUACAGGUUAUAGAACCCUUCAAUAUUAUUUACAUCCAUAUGCUGCUCACCUGAAUCUUUUACUGCUUCUAUUACAGAUAUCUUUCAUAGAUAUCCUCAAACUGCUCUACAGGCCAAUUAAAUAAUUGCCUCCGUGUUUGCAUUUCGUCUGGAUCAGUCGCAUGAUGAAUGUUUCAUACUUUUUCACAUUUUUGUUGACUUUUUUUACUAAUUAGCUUUUACUAAUGUAAUUUGUUUUUAAAAUAUAGUAAAUAAUGUUCACCAACUGUGACUAUUUUGGUGUGGGAUAACGAGAUUUUAUGAACAAAUUGAAUUUCAGUUAUUUGUGAUUUGUACAGCUGGAUGUCAUGCUUGUUUCAGCCUUGUAUUGCCUACAUCACUACUUGCUGGUUGCACCCUAAUGCAAAUCAAUUUACAUCAGCGCCUUUAUAACGUGACUUGUUACUUAAAAGCACAAUAGUUUGAUUCUAUUUAAGGGGUAUGUGGGAUUUCUAGAAGGUAGCCAACAGGAGAUUACUGCAACAUGAAACAUAGUGUGCAGUGUAAGUCCAGGAUUAUUCAGUGUAUAAACAGCAACUCAGUCAGGUAUCUGACACUGGUGAUGUAGUCUUGUUUUAUGAUUAGCCAACUGUGAAUCUUUAUAGGCCAGUGUUGGUUUAAAAAAACCGUCUUUGUUUGAUUGUUGCAGAUCCUGAGCAAUUACCCCAAAGCAAUUUGUUUAUCAGUAUAUGAACAAUGACCUAAUAUAUAUACUCAUUUGUCAGAAGAAAAUAGGCAGCAGAGCAGAAGAGAGUUUGGGUGACUCAUAUGGUACGCAGACAAAGGUUGGCAUGGACUUAAUGGCCUCAAUAAUCUGCCUGUGCUAUAACGUUCUUAGUUAAACAUUGACAUUUUUGUCCAUCUGAACUAUGUCAGGAGCUCUUCUACACUGACUGAACUUUGUACAAUCCCUUUAAAUAUUGUCUAAACUUUGUUAGAUUAAAUGUAUCGGAUGCGGACAAGUUAAAAAAAACUCUGUUCCCCUCUUCAGGUGCCCCACACUGUUACCAACUGUCUGAGCAACAGACGCACUUUCCUCAGUUUCUAUGGAGCUGUUCUGGAACUAAUCUGUAAUAGGAAAAGAUGAAAUAGAUUACUAUAAGAUUUAUUUUUUUUUAAAUCCGCAUUGCCACCUUGUAUUUGCAUGCCUCUGACAGCCCUGCUGUUAAGUUACAAGUUUUACAAGCCUUCAGUCAAUUUUAAUCCUGCUCUUAAAUAUUGGGAUUGAUUUCUUAUAAAAGCCUGGGUAUGUCUGGAGUCCAAUAUUCACAUGUUUUGAGGUUUAUAGAGGAGGCAGAGACUGACUGACUGAUUGUAUUACGCUCAACACAAAUUAAACAUUUCAAAAACGCAAGGAACCAUUUUUUUUUGGCAUAACUUCAUUCUAAUGAUGCCUUUUGAGCUGGGUCUUGUCAGAUUCUGGCAGUACUCCUUGGUUUUAAGGGAAUAUUCCAGUCAACUGACCAGAAUUUUAGUUCAUUUGUGUAUUUGAUAUUUUUAAGCCUUUUUGAUGCAAAGCAGAAUAAACAGUCUUGCUAAUUGAUCUGCAGGCUGUUCUCAUACAGGCUGUAAUCAUUUUCACUGGAAGAAGUUCCCAUUCUAGUCAAUUGCUUAAAUCCAUUAUAUAAAAUCACCUAUACCUACAACAUUAGCUAUUAUGUGUUUUUUUUAAGUGUCACUGUUUUAUUAUACUUUCUUGAUCAGACCCAAUUGUCAGAAAAUGUCUGUUCAAUUGGUAGUCCAGCUAGUUUUGCAACAAAAUGGGAAAACUUUUAAAAAGCUAAAAGAGCUAAUUUACAAUAUUAUCCAAUAUAAUAAUUCUUCAAUUAUAGCACUCAUCAUGUUUUUAAUCAACAGAUUAGUCAAAUUAGCUUUUCU